Messenger RNA from Oncorhynchus mykiss (rainbow trout), 3074 nucleotides. RefSeq names its product transcription factor Sp8. Gene Ontology annotation, biological process: regulation of transcription by RNA polymerase II. NCBI's taxonomy places the organism in Eukaryota, Metazoa, Chordata, Actinopteri, Salmoniformes, Salmonidae. Gene Ontology annotation, molecular function: RNA polymerase II cis-regulatory region sequence-specific DNA binding; DNA-binding transcription factor activity, RNA polymerase II-specific. The record is from RefSeq and is a predicted model, not a curated record.
CUUCCGUUCUUUUAUUAUGAAGAGGGUGGUGAAGGGGUGGAGAGCUGUCUGAAGUAGUCUACUGAUGACCUCACGUUAGAAUGUGGCAGUGUGGUGGAACAGAGGCGCUGAUUGGUCGCCCGUGUCACAGCGGUACUUCAAAGCCGGAGAGGACCUACAAUUGUGGUGGAAUGGGCGGAACACAUCAUUGUAUUGCACACCUCUAAAAAAACACUGCUGUGAUUCAUAAAUAUAAAAAGAUCCUCUGAGGAGGGCACUUUUUGUGAUGGCAACUUCACUUCUAGGGGUGAGUCUAAGGGGUUUCUUGCUGGUUUAAUUAGUUAUUUUAUUGUCCAGCGGAGGGGAUUAACAUUGCUUCCGUCACACUAGGAAAGACAGUUCGUUGAUUAUGUUUUAAGCAAGUGGGUCACGAGUAAAACGCUGAGAUUCAUUUCGCAACGACAGAGAGACGCGCGCGGGAUAUAACUUUCUACUGAUGUGCACAAGACGCGCAUGUUGUUGUACAUGUCAUAUGUAACGUCAUUUAAUAGUUUUGUUAUAGCUACAUUUUGGUGCGUUCUAUUUCAUCUCAGUCUACAGGAGGAGCCGAGGCUAGGAUCGACUCCUUUAGCCAUGUUGGCUGCGACAUGCAACAAGAUAGGGAGUCCGAGCCCAUCACCAUCCUCCAUUUCGGAUAAUUCUUCAUCUUUUGGGAAAGGCUUCCACCCGUGGAAGCGAGCCACCGCCAGCAGCUGCAGCCUUGGGUCCGGCCUGUCCGGUUUUGGAGUGUCCCGUAACGGAGCUGGUCUAUCGGAUUCGUUUGGCACCAACAGCUCUCCCGGAUCCAGUGCCUUCUCCCUAACGUCCGGCAACUCAUCCACGCCCCACUUUGGAAACGACUAUUCUGUAUUUCAGGCCUCCGUUACAAACAGUUCUCAAGAACCCAGCCAUCAGCCCGUCUUCAUUUCCAAGGUGCACUCCUCAGUGGACAGUCUGCAAGGCAUCUACCCGAGAAUGAGCGUUGCACAUCCGUACGAGUCCUGGUUCAAGUCGUCCCAUCAUGGUAUCCCCACAGGAGAGGUUGGCACCACCGGCGCGUCUGCAUGGUGGGAUGUGGGAGCGGGUUGGAUUGAUGUUCAGAACCCGAGUGGAGCAGCUCUACAGUCCUCGUUGCACUCCGGUGGACUCCAGACAUCGUUACACUCUCCUUUAGGGGGCUACAAUUCCGAUUACUCCAGCCUAAGUCACUCAGCCUUCAGUACAAGUCCCUCUCCACACCUUUUGACAACCGGACAACACCUGAUGGACGGUUACAAGCCGGUGUUAUCCUCUUAUCCGGACUCCAGUCCGUCUCCAUUAGGCGGAGCAGGGGGGAAUAUGUUAUCUGGGGGGCCAACGGCCUCUCUAGCGGGGUCUCCCCGGUCCUCCGCACGGCGCUACUCUGGCAGAGCCACCUGCGACUGUCCCAACUGUCAGGAGUCGGAAAGGCUGGGGCCGGCAGGAGCAAGUCUGCGGAGGAAAGGGCUCCAUAGCUGUCACAUUCCAGGCUGUGGAAAGGUUUACGGCAAAACGUCGCACCUCAAGGCGCACUUGAGGUGGCACACCGGAGAGAGACCGUUUGUGUGUAACUGGCUGUUUUGCGGGAAGAGGUUUACGCGCUCUGAUGAGCUCCAGCGACACUUGCGCACGCACACCGGGGAGAAAAGAUUCGCCUGUCCGGUCUGCAACAAGAGGUUUAUGCGGAGCGACCAUCUGAGUAAACACGUAAAGACUCACAGCGCCGGGGGCUCCGCCGGGUCUGGCUCUGGCAGCGGGGGAAAGAGGGGAAGCGAUACCGACAGUGAGCACAGUGCACCGGGGAGCCCUCGAUGCCAUUCCCCCGACCUGUUGCAAGCUCCCGAAUCUACCCCGGGUACGGGAAACGAACGGCCUUUCUAAACUCUCUCGACUAAGUAUAAUAUCUGAGAAAACAUAUGAUCUGAGGGAAAUGGCUAAACUACAGUGGACAUACGUCGAGUAUGCGUAAUUAUGCUAAUGUGUGCAAGUUGAGUUAAUCAAGUGAUUUAGACUACUGAUCAAAUGAUAUCUCCUAGUAUCCUAUUGAUGACGUGGGGUGUACAGGUCAAAUACAGUACUGGUAAAGUAAUCCUGAAGGCACACUGGAACACUGGGGCACAAUGUAAACACAUCAGUGUUCUUCUAACGCACAGACUGAUCCAACCGGGGACGCCUAUACUUUGGUGUAUGUACCCUUUUGAGUGUUUUUACGCAACCUGGUUAUUACAUGGGUAUUACAAUAAGCAAGAAAUAGACAACGUUGUUCUAUCACUUGGUGAUAAUAUGUGUCCUGCAAUAUCGUGUUACUGCUGUGCUGACGUACUUUUAUUCAAAACCAAACUGUGGCACUUUAUUAGCCUGUUGAACACUGAAAUGAUCAGUACUCGUCCUUUUCGACGGCUCCUUUGUAAGAACAAAUCACUGUAGCUGUUUAUGUGCGGUGAUCCACGUUUUGUUUAUGUCCUGAUCUACCCUAUCGAACACUUCGCCUGUUUAUUAUUAAUAAUGGAGGAAAAGUUAUGUCACCCGUUGGUAAAACGCUCCACGGAUACUAUCAGAAAGAGCCUGUCCAAGUUUGUAAUGAAUACUUACAUUUCACGUCACUGCAAGGCUGUAUAUAAUGAGAAAUGUAAUAGCCUAGAAAAUUAUUCCGCACCAAUGUAAAGGUGAGUUAUGUAUUUGUCCAUGAGACGAUUUUGUAUAGUCAUUUCUAGUUGUACAUUUGGCUCUAGUAAAUAUCUGAACAUGUACGGAAGUGUAUUUUGACAUUAUUGUUUUAUUUUGUUUUGUUUGUUUGUCAGGAUAUAAAAAAUGUUAUUGUGGGGAGUUGUAUUUAACCACGAGUUUUACUUGUAUUUCUGAGUCUUUUAAUAGACGCACUUUGAAUUUAUUUGUAAGAAGAUUUCGAAAUCAUUCACUGUUUAUUAUUCUCAUCUUUUAAUUUAAGUAAGCAUGUUGUAAAGUGACGUUAAAUUCACAAGCAUCAUUUCUCAGAGACUGGCUUUCUAAUUUAAGCCACUCAAUAAAGUCGGUAUGGA